Synchytrium microbalum is the source of this 711-nucleotide messenger RNA. RefSeq lists its product as uncharacterized. The transcript has 8 exons. Gene Ontology annotation, molecular function: transcription coactivator activity; chromatin DNA binding. The record is from RefSeq and is a predicted model, not a curated record. Gene Ontology annotation, cellular component: nucleus. Gene Ontology annotation, biological process: positive regulation of DNA-templated transcription. Lineage: Eukaryota; Fungi; Chytridiomycota; Chytridiomycetes; Synchytriales; Synchytriaceae. The coding region runs from base 1 to 711 and encodes 236 amino acids.
AUGUCGAUUAAUGGAGCAACUCUACAGGCGGACAACAAGACACCUGUCCUGAUACAGGCUGAAAAGCUAUUCUAUUCACAGGAUGGCAUACGAUUCGAAUUCGAAGGUGCAAGUGGAGGAUACCCAGGCAACUUAGCUUCAUACUCGUCAAAGACUGGAAGUUUAUACCUUACAAACCUACGAAUGAUUUAUGUCCCAACUCCAUUGCUGGAAACGCUCAAGACAUUCAAUGUGCCGUUGGAGAAUGUCAGAGAUGGAAAGUUUGUGCAGCCUUGGUUCGAUGCUAAUCGAUAUGAAGGCAUGUUGUGCGAUCUAUUAUUCGGCUCUCUAAUCUCCUCUUCUGCCGUGAUCCCAGUCCCUCAUGGAGGUCUCAAAGAACGAGGCACCAUGAAACUUACAUUCAGAGAAGGUGGUGGCUUUGAAUUCUCAUCCAUAUUUCAACAAUUACGAUCGCGAAUCACAGGAGAACCCGCCCAAUUCGAAAACCUCCCUGCAUACGAGGAACCUUUACAAGGAUCAUCGUCUUCCGAACCACCACCACCUCUAAUAGACGAGAACACGUCGUCCAGUCCACCACCACCUGCUGCAGCUGUAGUAUCUCCUGUGGUUGCUGAAGCGGUAUCGCCAGCAUCGGCUAUGCGGCCACCUAUACAGCCGCAUGGAAUCGCGGAGGGCGAAGCACCACCGUCGUAUGAUGCGCUCAGUAGGUGA